AUGGACAGGCUACUCCUAGUGUCGGAUACAACACGUGGAUUCCUCCCUUUGAUCGGGUCUAUCCUUGUUUUUUCUGUUAUCUAUCGGCUGCUACAGCUCCUCCGGCACAGAAUUACCUACAGGGAGUUUUAUCGCCUGCCCGUCUUGGGCGAGAGAGAUGGCACCGACCUUCGAGCCGCCAUGGAGGAGGGGACCAGGAAAUUUCCUGAUCGUCCAUUUGUCUUGUCACUUCUGGAUCCCACUGUGAUCCUCCCUCACCAUGUCAUCGACGAGGUCAAGUCACUGCCCGAAACCAGAGUCUCCAUAGAAGCCAACAACCAUCGCCGGUUUUUCGGGGAAUAUACCCUCAUGGGCACCAAGUCAGACGAGCUGGUAGCUUCCGUCAAGCAGAACCUAACUCGCAACGUUGGUCCUUUGAUUCCUGAACUGAUAGAGGAAAUUGCCCACGCCACACCCUCGGUCAUUGACGUUUCUCCCCGGUCGCCCAGCGUGACUCUUCCGGUCUACAACACGAUGCUGAGGUAUAUCGCGCUGCUGACCGGACGCACCGUCGUGGGACUCCCCCUUAGUCGCAGCGAAGAGUGGGUGAGCUCCUCGAUCAACUAUGCCGUGGAGAGUAUGGAAGCUGGACACCAGCUUCGGGCCUACCCGGCGUCGAUUCGGAAAUGGCUGGGGCCGCUGCUCCCUAGAGUCCGAAAAGUAAAAGAGCACCAGCUUCGCAUCUGUCGAAUGCUGGAGGGACUGCUGCUUGAGCAACAGAGGUCUUUCAACCCUAAGGAGAACCUGGACAAUGAACGCGGCCGCCUGGCGUCGUGGCUCCUCCAGCACUAUGAUUCCCCGUCCGAGGUCCCGGUGCAAGUCCUCUGUAAAGACCACAUCCUAGCCUUGUUUGCUGGUAUACAUAUUGCUACAAAUGCGGUGACUCAGGUCCUCAUCGAUCUGGCCGCGCGGCCUGAAUGUCAGGCGCCACUGCUGGAAGAAAUCGAGUCUGUUUUGGGCACGGCAGACGAGCGACGAGAUAUUACAUUGUCCGAGAUUGCCAGGAUGAGCAAGCUCGACAGUUUCAUCAAGGAAUCGCUAUAUGUCAAUCCUCCUGGUGGAGUAGUCACCCUCAUGCGUGAGACGACCGCUCCUUUGCGGCCUUCAUGCGGUCCUCUCCUGCCCAAAGGAACCUUGAUCGCAUUCGCCAACAAUCGCUUCGACAUGUCUACCGUGCCUUCACACAACCCAGACGAUUUCGAUGGUUUCCGCCAUGCUCGACUGAGAAACGCUGCAACUGGUGACUCAAAGCAUCAGCUUCUUAUGCCCAGCUCGGAAUCUCUGACAUGGGGUCCUCCCCGCACACGGAUCCUCAUGAAGUUGCGAAUUUCCUCGUUAUUCAAACACCGUGCCAUCUGGUCAUUCUCUGCGGAUCUGAUGGCCCUCCAUCAUCUCCUCCUCAGGCUUUCCGUCUUGAUCUCCCUCGCCAGGGCCACAGAUACCUGUUACUGGCCAAAUGGCAAGGCUGCGCCGUCCAACUGGGUACCAUGUCCCAAUAGUAAAGUCUGUUGCGCAGUCGGGGAGGCGUGCCUAUCGAACAACCUCUGCUAUGGUUCCAAGCUGAACAUUGCCUACCGCGGCGCAUGUACCGACAUCUCCUGGCCGAUUGCAGAUUGUCCGCGCAUUUGCUACGAGGAAGUCAGCGAUCAAUGGGCAAACCUGUACCCGUGUCCCAACAACACCAACCAAGUCUUCACCUGCGGCACAAGCGGCUGGGCCUCGUCUGUCUGCAGUGCAGAUCUGGGCCUGUACACCUGGAUCGCUGGGAAUGUGAGCCUCGCGCAGAAUGGCAUGUCGAGCUCGUCCUCUGCUGUAUCGACUUCAUCCUCCGCGACCCAGUCGACGACGACAACCACGACUCCUUCCUCCUCGACUGAUUCCGCAGCAACAGCCACCGCCGGGAAUUCGGAGCAGGAUAAGCAUGCUUUGUCCCUAGGGAUUGGAUUAGGGGUUGGUCUUGGGGUUCCGUUGUUAGCGAUAUCAGUAGGAUUUCUGUGGCUGUGGUCUCGCACACGGCGGCAGUCGGUUAAUGGGCAGAUUCAACAGCCCGUCGUGCAGUACCCAGCGGGGGCUCCCGGUAUGGCUCCUGCGUAUCGUUCUAAUGGUGGGAUGGGGGAGUUGGAGGUUCCAAAGAGCAAUUCUUACAGACCGGAAUUAGAAUGA
Aspergillus thermomutatus is the source of this 2202-nucleotide messenger RNA. Its product is annotated as cytochrome P450. Lineage: Eukaryota; Fungi; Ascomycota; Eurotiomycetes; Eurotiales; Aspergillaceae. The record is from RefSeq and is a predicted model, not a curated record. The transcript has 6 exons. Gene Ontology annotation, molecular function: monooxygenase activity; oxidoreductase activity, acting on paired donors, with incorporation or reduction of molecular oxygen; iron ion binding. Bases 1 to 2202 code for a protein of 733 amino acids.